This is a messenger RNA of Papaver somniferum (opium poppy), 693 nucleotides long. Its product is annotated as probable protein phosphatase 2C 55. The coding region runs from base 1 to 693 and encodes 230 amino acids. Lineage: Eukaryota; Viridiplantae; Streptophyta; Magnoliopsida; Ranunculales; Papaveraceae. The record is from RefSeq and is a predicted model, not a curated record. The transcript is spliced from 2 exons.
AUGAUGGAGUUGAAUUCAGGAUCACAUUACAUACCCAAAAGCAACUCAAAAAACCCUCAAGGGGAAGAUGCCCAUUUUAUAUCUGACAACACGGUUGGUGUAGCAGACGGCGUUGGUGGUUGGGCCAGCCAAGGGAUCGAUUCAGGGGAAUAUUCUCGCCAACUUAUGUCGAACUCAUUGAUCUCAAUUAUGGAACAGGUUCAUUUUAUCGCUGAUCCAAUGCGAGUUUUAAGAGAUGCAUUCAUAAAUACAAACGCCCAAGGAUCAUCCACCGCUUGCAUUCUUAAACUCACCAAUGACAAGUCACCAACACAACAGCAUGCUUUCAACUAUCCGUAUCAACUUGGUUGUGGUAUGUAUUCUGAUAGACCCAGUUCAGCCGACAUACUGGAAUUCAAAGAAGUUAUGUCCGGAGAUGUGAUUGUAACGGGAACAGAUGGUUUAUUUGAUAACUUAUUCACAAGUGAGAUCGAGAAAAUAAUUUUGGGUGCAGAAGAGGAAGCAACAUCUAGAGGAGGAAAGAUAGAUCCAAAGAAAGUUGCUCAAACAUUAGCAGAGUUUGCCUUGAAGAAGUCUCUAAACCCCGACAAUCCAACUCCAUUCGCAGAAGCGCAGAAGGAAAAUUACAGUUUGAGUAAGGGUACAGGAGGCAAGGCUGAUGAUAUCACCGUCAUUGUUUCAUAUGUUAGUUAG